Molecule: messenger RNA, 1962 nt
Organism: Oryza sativa Japonica Group (Japanese rice)
Lineage: Eukaryota; Viridiplantae; Streptophyta; Magnoliopsida; Poales; Poaceae
Product: probable serine/threonine-protein kinase At1g01540
Biological process (GO): protein phosphorylation
Molecular function (GO): ATP binding; protein kinase activity
Source: RefSeq, a predicted model, not a curated record
GGCUGCUGCUGCUGCAGUGUGAGCUGCUCGUGGCAGUACUACCAUGCAGUGGUAGCUAGCUAGUAGCUAGAGUGAGGAGGUGUGCGAGUGCGGGAGCGGCAAUGUCGCCGCCGCCGGCGGCGGCGAGGGCGCCGCCGGUGCUGAGGAACGAGCUGUCGAGGAGGACGGCGGUGCUGGGGCUGCGGCUGUGGGUGCUCGUCGGCAUCGCGGUGGGGGCCGCGUUCCUGCUGCUCCUCGCAGUCAUCUCGUUCCACCUCGCGCAGGCCCGGCGGCGGAAGCCGGCCGCGAAGCGGGCGUCCUCCGCCGCGGCGGCGGCGGCGGCGCCGGGGGGCGCGGCGGUGCCGCUGUCGCCGGCCACCAUCCCGCCCGUGUCGAAGGAGAUCCAGGAGGUGGCCGUCCACGUCGGCUCCCUCCGCCACUACCUCGAGGCCGGCGCCACGUUCCUCAAGGAAGGCGGCGGCGUCGGCGGCGCGGUGGUCGACGGUGACUCGCUGGGUGGCUCCACCGUGUACGGGUCGCAGCGCGUGCACAUCGAGGCCGGCAAGGGCCGCCGCAUGGUGGCGUACGCCGACGGUGAGGUGGGCCCGGUGGCGUCCGACCUGGCGGCGUCGGCGCAGGCGGCGGUGGGGGUGGGGGUGGGGCCCGAGGUGUCGCACCUCGGGUGGGGCCACUGGUACACGCUCCGUGAGCUGGAGGAGGCCACCGCCGCCUUCGCACCCGAGCAUGUCGUCGGCGAGGGCGGCUACGGCAUCGUCUACCGCGGCGUCCUCGCCGACGGCUGCGAGGUCGCCGUCAAGAAUCUCCUCAACAACAGGGGUCAGGCGGAGAGGGAGUUCAAGGUGGAGGUGGAGGCAAUCGGCCGCGUCCGCCACAAGAAUCUCGUCAGGUUGCUCGGCUACUGCGCGGAGGGAGCUCACCGGAUACUUGUGUAUGAGUACGUGGACAAUGGCAACUUGGAGCAGUGGCUUCAUGGCGACGUUGGACCGGUUAGCCCUCUGUCUUGGGACAUCAGGAUGAACAUCGUGCUUGGGACAGCGAAAGGGAUCACAUAUUUGCACGAGGGGCUGGAGCCGAAGGUGGUGCACCGGGACAUCAAGUCGAGCAACAUACUGCUGGACAAGAGAUGGAACCCCAAGGUCUCGGACUUUGGCCUCGCCAAGCUCCUCGGUUCAGACAACAACUAUGUUACCACGAGAGUCAUGGGAACAUUUGGUUAUGUAGCACCGGAGUACGCGAGCACCGGGAUGCUGAAUGAGAGAAGCGAUGUGUACAGCUUCGGGAUCCUGAUAAUGGAAAUCAUCUCCGGUCGAAGCCCGGUCGAUUACGCAAGGGCUCCAGGAGAGGUUAACCUAGUAGAGUGGCUCAAGAAUAUGGUGAGCAACCGGGACUAUGAAGCUGUUCUGGACCCAAAAUUGCCAGAGAAGCCUACCUCCAAGGCACUGAAGAAGGCUCUCUUGGUUGCUCUGAGGUGUGUGGAUCCCGACUCGCAGAAGCGGCCAAAGAUGGGGCAUGUCAUCCAUAUGCUCGAAGUCGAUGACUUCCCAUACCGAGAAGAUCGUCGGACUCCGCGGGCGAGCCCACUGGACAGAACAAGAACAUAUGCGAAGCCGGUGACGGAGUCGGGCGACGAGGGCAACACCACCACAGCUGCCAGUACGCCAUCCAGAUUGCACGAGAGCUUGAGAUAGGUCUCACUUGAUCGAUGGCCUCAUCAGGGCUCUAGCUAGCGCUGUAACCUGUUUUUUUUUUGUCCGUGUCGUUUGCUCUGGUUGUGCUAUUCGUGUUGAUCGGUUGGUGCGUAAAUUUUGUGCGAGUGUGGUGGUAGCUGUGGUUGGUUGCAUUUGCCUUCCAUUCAUGCUGUUGAACGCUCUAUGUACUGUGGAUUGACAUAGUUUGCUGCCGGCCGACUGCUGUAUAGGGAAUGCUUGCGAUUCUGGCAGUUUGGAAUUUUGAUUGUUCACA